Messenger RNA from Colletotrichum abscissum, 1245 nucleotides. RefSeq names its product tannase and feruloyl esterase. Lineage: Eukaryota; Fungi; Ascomycota; Sordariomycetes; Glomerellales; Glomerellaceae. The record is from RefSeq and is a predicted model, not a curated record. The transcript has 3 exons. Bases 1 to 1245 code for a protein of 414 amino acids.
AUGCGAAGCUGGCAGUUCAUCUACACCCAUCCAGGCUGGAACGAUGAGAUUCAGGCUACAACUUUUCUUCCGAUGGAAAAUUGGAACCGGAGAUUUCAGGGAAACGGAGGCGGCGGAUGGGUCACGGGGGGGAUCGAAGUGGGCGGGAUUACGAUGAUGCCUUCCUUGGAGGCAGGAUUCGCCGUCAGCACAACUGAUGGUGGCCACUCGAGUAAACUUGACGACGCGUCGGCUGAUGGUAUGUCUUGGGCUUUCACCAGUCCCGGAAACAUCAACUGGCCACUUUUCCUCGACUUCUCCCAUGUCGCCUUACACGUCAUGGCCAUGAUUGGAAAAGCCUUGACGGAGGCUUUUUACAGCACCCCUCCAAAGUACUCAGUCAUGGAUGAGAAGAGCGUCUACCCUCGACCUUGCGAGUUCGAAGCCAUCACUGCUGCGGCUAUGAAAGCAUGCGACGGGCUUGACGGCGUCGAGGAUGGGAUCAUUUCUAUGCCCUCUCGGUGCUUCUUUAAUGCUAGUACUCUCGUCGGCCAUGCUUUUGACUGCGGAGGGAAAGACGCGCUGUUCACUCCCGAAGCAGCAGAGGCGGCAAAUGCUGCUUGGAAUGGGCCACGAAGCUUGACCGGCGAGUUUCAAUGGUAUGGAUAUGGGAGAGAUGCGAAAAUGUGGCAGUUUGGUGCUCUCCAUACGUCGUGUGAUGGCGAAGGAGAGAAAUGCGCGCCGGUCAGGUUGUCCAUCGCCGAGGCGUACGCACGAUACUUUGUCGCCAAGAACGCCGACCUUGACCUUCAAGCCCUUGGUCACAGUCAGUGGGGUGAUCUUUUCGUCGCGUCACGGAACGAGUACGAAUCGAUAACCGGCACUUCCGAUCCCGACCUGAGCAGGUUCCGCAAGGCUGGAGGGAAGCUACUCAGCUGGCAUGGGAUGGCGGACCAGAUUAUCCCAGUCAACGGUACUGUCGAUUACACGGACAAAGUCCUCAAGAAGGAUCCCAAAGCCCACGACUACUUUCGCAUGUUUCUCGCUCCGGGCGCUGAUCAUAGUAUCUCAAAUGGCCUUACUCCGCGUAACACGCUAUCGGCGCUGGUUGAAUGGGUUGAGAAGGGAAUUGCACCGGUCACGUUGCGGGUUGAGGGGCUCAACGCUUACGGCAAGCCUAUGACGAGAGACAUCUGCAUGUACCCGCAAGUUCAGCAUUACGUUGGUGGCGACCCAGCAUGGCCGUCAUCAUUUGCUUGCGUUUGA